This is a messenger RNA of Diospyros lotus (date-plum), 1799 nucleotides long. Its product is annotated as vesicle-associated protein 2-2. The record is from RefSeq and is a predicted model, not a curated record. Bases 353 to 1450 code for a protein of 365 amino acids. Lineage: Eukaryota; Viridiplantae; Streptophyta; Magnoliopsida; Ericales; Ebenaceae. Gene Ontology annotation, biological process: endoplasmic reticulum membrane organization. The transcript is spliced from 9 exons. Gene Ontology annotation, cellular component: plasma membrane; endoplasmic reticulum membrane.
UCUGUCUCACAUUGCUACCCAUUUUGUUGCCUUCCACUCCCCUCCACUCUCUCUCUCUGUCUCUGUCUCUCUCUGCAUUUUCUAGGGUUUCACAUCCCGCCGAGGCCAAACAUUGCCUUUCAGUCUACAUCUUCCUCUACGUGUACUUGUAGUUGCAUCCAAUCAAUCACCGAAGCGGCAAGUUUACGCAAUUCAGUCACGGCCGGAUUCACACCCAAAAUUCGUCCGAUAUAAGUUUCAUCUUCACGCUACGUGUUUCCGGACUGCUCAGCUGUUGAGAGAUCUUUGUCUCUUGAGAUACUGCGUGUUUUAAUGCUCAAGGGGUUUUAUAGGGAUUUUGAGAAGGUUAGAGAUGAGUGCAGAGCUGUUGGAUAUUCAACCUAGAGAAAUCAAGUUCGUAUUUGAAUUGAAGAAGCAGAGUUCUUGCACCAUUCAACUAGUCAAUAAGUCCAACAACCAUGUUGCUUUCAAGGUUAAAACUACAUCUCCAAAGAAAUAUUGUGUGCGACCAAAUACAGGAAUUGUUAAGCCAAACUCAAAUUGUGAUUUCACUGUUACGAUGCAAGCACAAAGGUUACCUCCUCCUGACAUGAUAUGCAGAGACAAGUUCUUAAUCCAGAGCACAGUUGUUCCUGCAGGGACAGCAGAUGAGGACAUUACAUCUAGCAUGUUUUCCAGAGAUGAUGGCAGAUAUAUUGAUGAGAACAAGCUGAGAGUGGUCCUUGUCAGCCCCCCCAAUUCUCCAGUAUUAUCACCAAUCGGUAGAUCGUUUAUACAGGUGCCAGAUGGUGAAGCUUCAAUACUGACUGAGCAAGUGAUGAGGAAAGUUGAAAGCAUUAGGCCACACCAAGCUAUUCCUGAAGAUAUAGAAGAGGCCACAAUGGAAAAUGAUCAUGAGGUAAAACCAGCAAAGGUUGUUGAGUAUAAACCAAUGGAAGCCGUGGAGGAGCAAGUAAAGGAUGUGGAAUACAGAACAACGAAAGAUGCAGAGGAGCAAGAAAAGAGUUUGGAGUAUGGAAUACCAAAAGAUGUGGAGCAGCCAGCAAAGGAUGACCCAGCACCGAAUGUGGAGUAUAAAACACUGAAAGAAGUGUAUGACCCACUGAAUGAUGUAGAGGAUAAAACAGUGAAGGAUGUGGUGGAUCCAACAAAGGGUAUGGAACAUAAAAGCGAAAAUGACUUGGAAGAGCAGAAGUUGGUCAAAGAUAUUGAGGAGAUGAAGUCAAAGCUAAACAAACUUGAAUUAAAGCUAAGUGAGGCUGAAGUUACCAUUUCAAAGCUAGCAGAGGAGAGGAGAUGGACUGCCCAAGAAAGGGAAACUUUACACGAGGAAUUGGUUAUGUUGAGAAACAAAAGAGAUGUAAGAAAAGCUCAAGUGGGAUUUCCUUUCCUAUUUGUUUGUACUGUGGCGCUUAUCAGUGUGGUACUUGGAUACCUUGUACGUGGCUGAAAGAGAGUCCUCGUCAUAGAUAUGAUAUGGCUGUAGCCUAGGAACUUUUGGUAUGAUAGUAGUAGCCCUCUUAUACCAAUAUAUAUGAGCAAAGAACUUAGAAGACUGAAGGUCAACUUUGUGGAUAUGACCAAAUUUGAAGAUAUAGUUUUGGGUAUAUGGCAAUCAAUAAUGUGACCGCUCAAUUAAACAAUAAGAUUGUUUGGUUCACAGGUGUAAAAGUUUUUGAGUAUAGGUCAAUAAGAAACGUGCACCUGAAGGUUCUGAUGGUUUUGUUAAUUGGUAUGGUAAGUCUUAUCGCCAGUGGUUAUGGUGGUGGAAGUUUAAUAGAUUAUUAUGAAGUUCUCCA